AUGGACGCAGUAGUGGACGAGGUCAUAGCGGAGAGUGCCGAUCAAAGCUUCGAGAAGGCUGCCUCGACGAUCGGCCACCUCACCUUGCCCAGCACAACCCUCUGGCUUCACCCGGCCAUCGUCAUCCUCCUUACUGCCUCCCUUUCGCACACCCUCAAGUCCAUCGGGAGUGAGGCGAUUCUCACCUUUCUCGUCCAGCCCACCCAUUCUUUCCUCUUUCAGCGAGGACUCGCUCGCAAGCAAAGCGUAUUGAAGCGUGACCUCUUUGAGACGCGCCAACAAUUAGGAAAGACGAGCAGCCAAGACGAGUUUGCCAAAUGGGCCAAACUGCGUCGUAAAGUGGACAAAACGCUGGCCGAACUGGAGGGGGUCAACAAAUCCCUUUCCUCGUCUCGAUCCACGCUGAGCAUGAUUGUCAAGGCGCUUCUGUUCAUCGUGACUACCUUGGCGCCCUUUGCGGUGACAACGUAUUAUAGGAAGACGCCCAUCUUCUGGCUUCCUCCGGGAGCGGCUAUUCCACCAAUGGCGCUCAUUCGUGGGGGCAAGAAGGCCGGUGGGACGGCUGCGGCUAAUUGGCUGGGUCCGAUGGGAUGGGUGCUUAGCUUGCCGAGCGCACCGGCCGGCGCCGUCUCCGCCACAGUCUGGAAUAUGGUCUGUGGCCGC
Messenger RNA from Jaminaea rosea, 663 nucleotides. RefSeq lists its product as hypothetical. The transcript has 2 exons. NCBI's taxonomy places the organism in Eukaryota, Fungi, Basidiomycota, Exobasidiomycetes, Microstromatales. Gene Ontology annotation, biological process: tail-anchored membrane protein insertion into ER membrane. The annotation marks the transcript as partial. The record is from RefSeq and is a predicted model, not a curated record.